UCUGACAGCAGACUUUUGACAACGCACUAGUUGGUGGUGUGUUGUGUUUAGAUUUUCAUCAAUUUACUAAACAAAUUUAGAAGCAGAGGGACAUCAAUGCUGAUAAAAUGAAGAACCGAUUCAAUACCUACGAUAUAGUAUGCAUGGUGACGGAGUUGCAGAGGUUGGUUGGCAUGAGAGUGAACCAAGUGUACGACAUAGACAACAAGUCGUACCUGAUCCGGCUGCAGCGCUCGGAGGAGAAGGCCGUGCUGCUGCUGGAGUCCGGCAGCCGCUUCCAUACCACACAGUUUGAGUGGCCCAAGAAUGUUGCUCCCUCUGGGUUUACUAUGAAGCUCCGCAAACAUCUCAAGAACAAGCGUCUAGAGAAGCUAGUCCAGCUAGGCGUGGACCGCGUAGUGGACCUGCAGUUUGGCAGCGGCGAGGCGGCCUACCACGUCAUACUGGAGCUGUAUGAUAGGGGCAACAUUGUGCUCACUGAUCACGAGCUUACCAUAUUGAAUGUGCUAAGGCCGCAUGUGGAAGGGGAUAAAGUUAGGUUUGCAGUAAAAGAAAAGUACCCGCUAGACCGCGCCAAGACGAGCUGCGAGCCGCCGCUCGGGGACGCGCUGCGGCAGAUUCUGGCCGGCAGCAAGCCUGGAGACAACCUGAAGAAGAUACUCAACCCUAAUGUUGAAUACGGCCCAGCGAUCAUAGACCACGUGCUCCUAGAGCAAGGCCUGGCCGGGAACCUCAAACUGGCCAGAGACAACAAGCCAGGGCUUCAGCUGGAGGAUACUCUGCCUCGUCUAGAGGAGGCGCUGAGGCAAGCGCAGCUGCUGAUUGAUAGAGCCAGGAGUGAGGUCCAUAAGGGCUACAUAACCCAGAAGAAGGAGGAGCGACCAAGCCCCGACGGCGAGGCACCCAGCUACCUGCUCACCAACCAGGAGUUCCAUCCAAAGUUGUUCAGCCAACACAAGGACCUGCCGAUAGUUGAGUUCGACAGCUUCGAUAGAGCUGUGGAUGAAUUCUUCUCGGCUUUGGAGGGACAGAAAAUUGAUAUUAAGACAAUCCAACUAGAACGCGAAGCCAUGAAGAAGCUAACCAACGUGCGACAGGACCACGUCAAAAGAGUCUCCGAGCUAGAAAGCACCCAACUGAAAGACAAACAACGCGCUGAGCUCAUAGCCAGGAACGAAGCGUUGGUGGAACACGCCAGGAGGGCCGUGCAGACCGCGCUAGCUGACCAGAUGUCCUGGGACGACAUCCAACUGCUAGUUAAAACGGCCCAAGAGAACCAGGACCCCAUAGCAUCGUGCAUCACCAAGUUGAAGCUGGACAUCAACCACAUCAGUCUGUCUCUGUCUGACCCGUACGACGACGGCGAGGGGGAGGGAGAGAGCUUGCCGCCCAUGACUGUUGAUAUUGAUCUGUCGUUGACUGCGUUCGCUAAUGCUAGGAGAUACUACGACCAAAAGCGUUCAGCGGCGAAAAAGCAGCAGAAAACCCUGGAGUCCCAGAACAAAGCGCUCAAGUCGGCAGAACGGAAGACCAAACAGACCCUCAAGGAGGCCCAGACCAUCAGCAACAUCAGUAAAGCACGCAAGACUUACUGGUUCGAGAAGUUCUACUGGUUUAUCUCUUCGGAUAAUUACUUGAUAAUAGCGGGUCGCGACCAGCAGCAGAACGAGCUGCUAGUGAAGCGCUACAUGCGAGCUGGAGACAUCUACGUCCACGCUGAUGUCAGUGGAGCCUCUUCUGUCCUGGUGAAGCGAGCCGGGCUUUCCCCUCCACCUAGAGCCCUGCUUGAAGCGGGCCACGCGGCUGUUGCAUACAGUGUAGCGUGGGAAGCCAAGGUCCUAACCUCAGCGUGGUGGGUGCACGCUCACCAAGUGUCCAAGUCAGCGCCGACUGGAGAGUACCUCGCGACAGGAUCCUUCAUGAUCCGAGGGAAGAAGAACUUUUUACUGCCUCAACAUCUGCAGCUAGGCUUCGGGUUUAUGUUUAGGCUAGAAGACAGCUGCAUCGACCGGCACCGCGGGGAGCGGCGCGCCCCCGACGCCGCCAGUGACGCCAUCAGUGACGUCACGUCCAUGCAGGAUGUGGAUGAAGAGAUCCUCGUGUCUGAUGAUGAUGAGCCCUCAGAAAAAGACGACACAAAACCGCAGCCUCUUGAAGACAAACUGACAUCAAUAGCAGAAGAAACAACAAGGAUUGAAAUAAAAGAUGAAAAGAGUGAACAAGAGAGAGAAACAGAGAUAGAGUCACAGAAACAGGAGGGAGAGAACGAGAAAGAAGAUAAGUCUGAGUCGGACAGUGAUAGCUCUUCUGAGGAUGGCUUCCCUGAUACGCAUAUUAAGGUUGACCACGGCACAGGAAAAGUUAUAAUGCAAUCAAAGGCUAGAACAAUAUCUGAAGUAUCUGACAGAAGUGAAAGCACCGUUCAUUUAGAAGACGAAAAACCACUGACCUUCCCAGCGCUUCCAUCAAAGAAGGGAGGCAAGAAACAGAAUGAGAAAGGCGGUAGACAGAAGGAACAAGAACGAAAACAGAAGGAACUAGAACAGAAACAGAAAGAAACGUCCAAGAGAGGACAGAAGGGAAAGCUGAAGAAGAUAAAGGAGAAAUACAGGAACCAGGAUGAAGAUGAGAGGGCUAUGAGGUUGGAGAUGUUACAGUCAGCCAACUCAGCCAAAGAGCCCAAGAAGGCGCUCAAGAAGGGCGCCCCCGGGGGCGGCAAGUCGCGCGCCAAGGCGGCCAAGAUCCCGCAGCCGGCGCCCGUGCUGCUCGAGGCAGAGUCUGAUGCUGAGGAGCCGGAGGUGGAACUAGAGGCGGACUCCCAGGCCACAGACGCGGACACGGAGCUCCUGUCCCAGCUGACGGGCUGCCCGCUCGCGGACGACGAGCUGCUGUUCGCGGUGCCCGUCGUCGCGCCCUACUCCACGCUGACGAAUUAUAAAUUCAAAGUGAAGCUGACGCCCGGUACAAGCAAGCGAGGUAAAGCGGCUAAAACAGCCAUCCAAGUGUUUCUCAAGGACCCCAGCUGUUCAGCGCGAGAGAAAGACCUACUGAAGGCAGUCAAAGAAGAAGAUAUAGCAAGAAACUUCCCUGGAAAAGUCAAACUUUCCGCGCCAAAUCUGCAUAAGAAUAAGAAGUAAAUACUCUUUGGUUGAUGUGAACGUUGGACCAACGUUGCUUGGGUUUGUAAGAUGGUGCCGUGUCGUUUUUCAACGUUAUGAUAUUUUAUUAUAUUUGUUUGUAAGUUGAUUUUUAAAUUAGCUCUCAUUUUAGCAUUUGAGAUUUUGAGUUGUUGUCGCCCGUCCUAUCUAUUUAGGAAAUCUGUAAGUGUAAAUUUAAUCAAAUCGAUUUUGUAAUCAAAGUGGACGUUCAUUUGUUAAUAUUUUAUUUGAAGACUCAUGUGAUAUUAAUAAUUUAAUAAGUACAAUAGCACUUUUCUUUGUUGCGUUGAUGAAAUAAAUAAGGUGUAUAAAUACUA
Molecule: messenger RNA, 3475 nt
Organism: Plutella xylostella (diamondback moth)
Lineage: Eukaryota; Metazoa; Arthropoda; Insecta; Lepidoptera; Plutellidae
Source: RefSeq, a predicted model, not a curated record